Molecule: messenger RNA, 756 nt
Organism: Fibroporia radiculosa
Lineage: Eukaryota; Fungi; Basidiomycota; Agaricomycetes; Polyporales; Fibroporiaceae
Exons: 6
Coding region: 1-756 (251 amino acids)
Molecular function (GO): hydrolase activity
Source: RefSeq, a predicted model, not a curated record
AUGAGUCUUUGCGAGCACUGCGUUUCGGGCGUUCGCCAUGAAGGAACCCCUGAGGGUCAAUUUGAAGAUGUUGCUGGCAUCAACACAUACAUCGCCACUCCCACUGUCGAUUAUCCCAAAGACAAGGCAGUCUUAUUCAUCACCGACAUCUUUGGUCCUCAGCUCAUCAACGCCCAGCUCCUCGCUGAUGAUUACGCUCGGAACGGCUUUAAAGUCUACGUGCCAGACAUAUUCAGCAACGAUUCUGCGCCUGCAGACGCCCUUGACCCGGGAUCCCGAUGGGACUUCAUGGCAUGGCUGGGAAAGCACGGCCCUUCGGACGCUGCACGGCCAAUCCUUGACAAGGUCAUCGCGGCUUUAAAGGCGGGUGGUGUCGAGAAGAUCGGCACGUUGGGCUUCUGCUACGGAGCGCGACUUGGCUUCGAUCUCGCAUUUGAGAACGUUACCCAAGUCACUGUAGCGUCGCACCCCAGUCUGCUUCAGGUUCCUGCUGAUCUCGAGAAAUACCUUACGGCAUCGAAGGCUCCGCUCCUGAUCAAUACCUGCGAGGUCGACCAGAUGUUCCCUCCGGAUUCUCAGGCCAAAGCCGAUGCGAUCCUUGGAGACGGCAAGUUCGCUCCGGGAUACCAGAGGACAUACUGGGAGGGAUGUGUCCACGGCUUCACAGUCCGUGGUGAUACCAGCAACCCGAAGGUAAAGGCGGGACGAGAGGGCGCAUUCAAGGCCAGUGUCGAAUUCCUCAUUAAGCACCUGUAG